AUGGAAUCCUUUUUGCUGGUUCGACAGUGGUAUACUGAUUAUCAAAAACCUUUUCGGUUACAGGUAUAUCAGCGGCUAAUGCAGACAUUACGCCUCUCCAAUCCCAAUUGCAUUCGACGCCGACAUGGACCAGGCGCAAUGUCCGCAGUGACAUCGCUGAGUAUCGAUAAUACCGAGCAUAAUUUUAUGAUUUCCGGAGCUGCCGACUCCUCUAUCAAUUUAUGGAAUUUAUUAUCACUAAACAGCAUGGCUGAAGAGCCAUUAGACACGCUUAACACGAUUCCCGCACGGCAUGGACAUACGCACGGCAUAACCGAUUUGCAUUGGUUCCCGUUUGACAAUGGCAUGUUUACGAGCUCCUCGUUUGACCAUACCAUCAGAGUAUGGGACACACAGGCGAUGGAGCAAGCUUAUUGCUUCCAAUUAGGAGACAUUGUAUAUUCACAUGCUUGGUCGCCAAUCGCUUCGCAUUGUCUUAUUGCAGCGGCCUAUAAUUCAUCUUCUAUCCGGCUCUGCGACAUGCAAAGCGGUUCAUACACACACUCGCUGAUCGGUCAUACGGGGCGUGUCCUGGCAGUAAGUUGGUGUCCAGCUCGUGAGUAUGUUCUUGCAUCUGGAGGCACCGACGGGACGUGUAGGCUUUGGGAUGUCCGCAAAGCAUCUUCCAGUUUUGCCUCGCUUGACUCUCAAAAUAUGAAUAGUCCGCUGGAACACUCAAACCGUGCGCACAAUGGUACAAUAAACGGUCUCGAGUGGACGCCGGAUGCGGCGUAUCUUGUAUCCUCAGGCACUGAUGAUCACAUUCGUGUAUGGGACAUGGACACAGGUCAAAAUACACUGAUCCACUUUGGUCCCACAAUUCACAAUCAGCGCCAAGCCUUCGCAGUACAUCCGUGUGUCUUCCAGCCAGACUCCGAUUCAAAACCGCUCAUAUUGUUUCCCAACGAUGAUGGUACAAUUGUACUACUCGAUACGCUCACCGGUACCUCACUCUCGCGAUUGUCAACAAAUUUCUUAAAACGUGUAAACUCGGUUGUAUACCGUAAAGGAUAUGAGCAAUGCUUAUCGGGCGACAUGAAUGGAUCUAUUUUAUUAUGGGAGCCUGAAAUGUAUACACGGCCCAUAACUUCCAUCGAAGCGGAAGCUGAGGACACGAGAAAUGCUGUAAAGGAGAUUUACGAGUCCCUCAAAAAUGUCCCUAUAACCUUUCAGUGA
Molecule: messenger RNA, 1215 nt
Organism: Schizosaccharomyces japonicus yFS275
Lineage: Eukaryota; Fungi; Ascomycota; Schizosaccharomycetes; Schizosaccharomycetales; Schizosaccharomycetaceae
Product: ERCC-8 DNA repair
Exons: 5
Coding region: 1-1215 (404 amino acids)
Biological process (GO): transcription-coupled nucleotide-excision repair
Cellular component (GO): Ddb1-Ckn1 complex
Source: RefSeq, a predicted model, not a curated record